GGGGGAUUGCAGGGCUUUGCACUUACCCAAGCCAUUCACAGGCUCAGCAUCGCACAGUUGAUUCAGCACCUUGCUAAUAGCGCACACAUUAACUGCAGCGCAGAUCAGAGGAGGAGUGCAGUUAUGAGAGGGAGGGGGGGACAUCUGUGUUGAGCAAAUGUGUGCAUGGUGCGUCUAGUGUGUGUGUUUGUGGGAGAAAGGGAAAUAGAGGCAGUGAGCGCAGGAGGGAGAGAAGGAGCGGACGUGUGAGGAAGGAUGGAUGCUCAUGUUUGAACAGCCUCACCUGCCCAAAAAGGAGGCAAACAAAUUCAGCAGAGCCUGACAAAACGCUCCAGAGGAAAGGAUUUGUUUAUCAUUUGCCAAAAAAAGAAGAAGAAGGAAAAAAAAAGAUUUGGCAAUGCCUGCUGAAGUGAAGGAGGAUCAAAGUCUGGAGGAGCUGCCUCCAUUCACUCCAUCACACAAGGCAAAAGAGUCAAACCAGGAAAACCCGACCGCUACAGAUGAACUGGACACGCCCACUUCCAUCGCUUCGGUGAUGACCUCCACCAACGAAAGCUCCACAGAAACUGACACUCCACACCAGACAGACACCGAGGAUUCCAAAGUGUUGGAGCAAGAGAGUGAAAAGACCCCGAGUGAGACGCAAGAAAACCCAGAGAGCGUCCAUGCUCCAGGAAAAUCUCAUUCUGCGUUACUUUCUGAGGCUCCGGAAAACGCUUCCACUCAGCAGCCUGCGUCCGAGCCAAAUGCUGAGGCCUGUGAAUCUGUCACACCGACCACAACAGCCACCGGCGCCGCCACAACAAACCCACAACCUCAGCAAGUGGUGCCGGCUGCUGAGUCCCCCACAGACGCCCACAGCAGAGUGUACACCCUCCCCGACGCCUUCAGGGGCGUACGAAGUGACCUUUAUCCAGGAUAUGGAAGUCUUUCUCGCUUCAGCCUCCAUGGCUACCUGCCCACCAAAAACUUCCAGCCCGGCGCUCACUACACCCUCCCCUUCCUCAGAGACAGCUACACCCCGACGUGCAUGAGUAACCAAACGGAGGAGGACAGAGAGAACCUGCUGGACAAGAAAAGCGACGACUCAGCUGCCGGUUACCAAACGUUGGGAGGAAUCCACCAGUUUAGGCCCAUUACCACCAUGGAGCUGUUCAGGGAGCCCUCCAGGACCAGAAGUGGCUACGAUGAGGCCUUCAUGGCCCAGCUGGAAGGCACCCUGAACCCUUUCUUCCAGGCCAUGUGCCGCGCACAGACUCUGCAGAUACCCCACAAGCGCAGCAGCAUGGUGAGCCUGGACAGCAUUCGAAGAGACCCCCGCUGGCGAGACCCCAACCUACACGAAGUGAUCUCAAUGCUCAGCCACCCCCUGGACCCCGUCAAGUCCAACGCGGCGGCCUACCUGCAGCACCUGUGUUACGAGAACGACAGGAUCAAGCAGGAGGUCCGGCAGCUGAACGGGGUUCCCAUUUUAGUGGCGUUGCUGGACCAUCCUAAGGCUGAGGUCCAUCGCAAGGCCUGUGGGGCAUUGCGCAACAUAUCAUAUGGGAAGGACCACAACAACAAAAUAGCCAUCAAGAACUGUGGUGGCAUCCAAGCUUUAGUCCGACUGCUGAGGAAGUCCAGCAGCAUGGAGGUCAAAGAGUUAGCCACAGGGACUCUGUGGAACCUUUCCUCGCACGAGCCUCUCAAGAUGCUGGUCAUCAACCAGGGACUCCAAACGCUGACGGAUGAAAUCAUCAUCCCACACUCAGGCUGGAGGAGGAGAGACUCGGCCGACCCCUCAAAGCUGCAGAGCGCCGAGUGGACCACCGUCUUUAAGAACACAUCUGGAUGUCUGAGGAACGUCAGCUCGGACGGGGCAGAAGCUCGACAGAGACUGAGGGAGUGUGAGGGGCUGGUGGCAGCGCUCCUUCAUGCCCUGCAGUCAGCCGUCAUCAACAAGGACACAGACAACAAGUCGGUGGAGAACUGCGUCUGCAUCCUCCGAAAUCUGUCCUAUCACGUUCACAAAGAGGUACCUGGAACUGAGCGGCUGCAGGAGCCCAACGCUUGUCAUCUGAGAUCAGUGGGUCUCCAGAAGAAGAAAACUGAGCCAGACAGCCUUGCAGGAAAAAGACCUAAAGAGGAGUGGUUCACUCAAGGUUUGGAGCUGCUGUACCAGCCGGAGGUGGUGCGGCUCUACCUCUCCCUUCUCACCUGCAGUCACAACCACAACACCCUGGAGGCAGCUGCAGGAGCACUGCAGAACCUCGCUGCAGGACAAUGGGCUUGGUCCAACUACAUUCGGGUGACGGUCAGAAAAGAGAAAGGGUUGCCUGUUCUGGUGGAGCUGCUGCGGUCAGACGUGGACAAAGUUGUGCGAGCCGUGGCCAUCGCUCUUCGCAACCUCGCCAUCGACAAACGGAAUAAAGAACUAAUUGCCAACUAUGCCCUGAGGGAGCUCGUUGGUAAUUUACCAUGUGGCCAACAGCACCCUGCAAAGAACCUGGAGGGUGACACGGUGGUGUCCAUCCUGAACACGAUUCAUGAGAUCAUCACGGACAGCCCUGAGAACGCUCGAGCACUUGUGCAGUGUCAAGCUGUGCAGAAGCUGGUGGCCAUCAACAAGUCGAGCCAAUCCACACGAGAGACCAAGGCAGCCUCCCAUGUCCUCCAGACGAUAUGGUCCUUCAAGGAGCUGAGGAACUCGCUCAUCAAGGCAGGAUGGAACAAGAGCCACUUUAAGCCAACAACCAGCGGAGCGGCAAAAAAAUCCAAGAGCGGAAAACAAGGCGGUGAUGACAUCACCUCACCUCUGAUGGACAAAAACCAAGAUGUUUACUCCACCUUAGAACCAAAUGGCAGAGCUGGAGAUGGAAAGGGACCUGCAGUGGAAAGAGACGCACUUCAGGCGACAAGUGAGAGGAAACACUUCAUCCGAGCUGGCAGGCCUGCAGUGGGCCUCAUGGACAACAAACCUCCGCCGCUGGACUCUUGGGUGUAGACUUCAGAGUCUGUCCAGUCAAAUCCCAUGAAGACACUUUACUUUGUUAAAAAAUCCAGAAUUAAAAGUAUCCGAUGGUUCUUGUACAGACAAAGAAACACCCUUGUUUACAGGACUUAAUGUGCCAAACACUUACAAAAACAUACAUUUAUGGAUUUAUCAUUUAGUGUACUAAACUGAGUGACUGGUUAUGUGUGACAAAUAGCCCAAAUAUGCAAACUGUGUUGAAAAUAUGAUCCCAAAGAAUAUAUGACAAGUUUAGGUUGAAGUUUGAAGUCGAGCUAGCAAGAUCUAAAGUGGCAUGUGGAUGUUUUAUGGUCCACCUCCAUAGUUCAGAUACUAAAAAACAUUUUUUUUUUAAUCUUUUCAGUAUCUGACACAUUAAGGAUAACAUAUCGACCUUUCCACCAAAAUAAUUUGGUAUUUGGUUUGUUCUCGAUAAAUCUAAGUAGAUUACAGAGUCUUUACUGCAUUUGUGUGAAAUUAAGAAAAAAAGAGUGUACAUGUGUAAGAAAAGACUGUUAAUAUCCAAAUUAAGGCAUUUAUAUUGUAAUGUUUAUUGUAAUAACCAUUAUAUUAAGAGUUAUUUAUGUGUAUUAGCCAAUACUGAUAAGUGAUGCAGUUCUGCUUUGCAAUGAUCCUUUUUGCAUUGCGAUGUUGAAUGAAAAUAAAUGCUUUGCAUAGUUUCUCAUUUU
Molecule: messenger RNA, 3681 nt
Organism: Oryzias melastigma (Indian medaka)
Lineage: Eukaryota; Metazoa; Chordata; Actinopteri; Beloniformes; Adrianichthyidae
Gene: arvcfa
Product: ARVCF delta catenin family member a
Exons: 15
Coding region: 398-2986 (862 amino acids)
Biological process (GO): cell-cell junction assembly; cell-cell adhesion
Cellular component (GO): nucleus; adherens junction; cytoplasm
Molecular function (GO): cadherin binding
Source: RefSeq, a predicted model, not a curated record